Oryzias melastigma (Indian medaka) is the source of this 3821-nucleotide messenger RNA. RefSeq names its product phospholipase C, delta 1a (gene plcd1a). Gene Ontology annotation, molecular function: phosphatidylinositol-4,5-bisphosphate phospholipase C activity; calcium ion binding. The coding region runs from base 548 to 2866 and encodes 772 amino acids. Gene Ontology annotation, biological process: phosphatidylinositol-mediated signaling; lipid metabolic process. The transcript is spliced from 15 exons. Lineage: Eukaryota; Metazoa; Chordata; Actinopteri; Beloniformes; Adrianichthyidae. The record is from RefSeq and is a predicted model, not a curated record.
AGACACAUGGAGGAACAGUUUCGCUUCAAAAAUAAUCACAAAAAGGUUAUAAACAGCAUACAAAGCUUUGAUUUAAAGAGCUGGCUGAUCAUAAACAAAUUUGCUUAGACUGUUUUGAUUUAUUAAACCACCACACGAUGGCGCCAUUUGUGUUUUACAAUUGAUUUUUAUUGUUUUUUUUUUUUUUCGCGAAAAACUAGAAAGCUUAAAAAUAAAAGAGAAAACAAAGUUUUGUUUCGUAAGUUUGUGGAUUUUCUGUGUUGUUGUUCGGUGUUAAACCGCAGGGAGGCGCUGUUUUCAGGAGUCUACCUGUGCAAACCGUCCAUUAAGAUCAAGUUACAGGUUGUUAGACUAAAAGUAAAGAGACCCAUCCUCCUCUGCGCCACAGGUCUUUUCACCAAUACCUGGAAUAUUUCUUCUGGAACAGAGUAUAGGCUACACGUGUUUGGACCCGCCCCGCGUGGGGUAAAGCUGCCCGUCUUCCCCAACAAAAGAAAAAAAGAAAAACUCAGAUCACUGCGAGUUGUUUCCAAGAAACUCCCGGCAAAUGUCUUGUUUUAAAUGGUCUCCAAAGAGGACUACGUCCGAGGAGAUCGUCUACCAGGAGAACAUGAAGAGGGUGGCGCAGGAGAGCGGAAAGCGCCUCGGUUUGGAUGGAGACCCAGAUUUGCAGUUCCUGCUGGUGGGCGGAGAGCUGAUCAAGGUCCGAUCGGACUCCUGGCAGAAGAACCGCUUCUACAAGCUGCAGGAAGACUGCCGGACCUUGUAUCACGAGUCUAACAAAAUGCACAAAAAAAAGCAGACCUACUCCAUCGAUGACAUCGACUCAAUACGUAAAGGCCGUCAGUCGGAAGGGCUCAAGAAGUACACGGAUCCCAGCGUUGAGGACAAGUGCUUCUCCAUCAUCUUCAAGGGCAGCAAGAGGAACCUGGACUUAAUGGCUUCUUCUCCAGAGGAGGCCAACCGAUGGAUCAACAGCCUGGAGAAGAUCAUCAGCACCAUCCACAACCUGGACUUCCAACAGAAGAGCGAAGACUGGAUUAUCAGCUGCAUGAGGAAAGUGGACAAGAACCACGACAACAAGAUGAGCCUGAAGGAAGUGAAGGACUUCAUGAGACAAAUCAAUGUUGAGGUGGACGACUACUACGCAGAAGACCUUUUUAACAAAUGUGACACGUCGAAAUCGGGGACCCUGGAAGGCUCAGAGAUCAAACAGUUCUACAAUUUGCUGACAGAACGGGAAGAAAUAAAAGUAAUUUAUGAGAAAUUUGCUCAAACGGAGGGCCAGAUGAGCGCCAGAGACCUACUGAACUUCCUGCUGAAUGAGCAACGGGAGCAGGUGACCAUGGAGCACGCUCAGAGGCUGAUUGAGAAUUACGAGGUGGACACAGCAGCAAAACAGAAGAAGCGCAUGACCAAAGAUGGCUUCUUGAGGUACCUCCAGCAGGAUGAGGCGUCGAUCUUCAACCCAGCUCACAAAAAAGUCUACCAGGACAUGAGCCAACCCCUCAACCAUUACUUCAUCUCGUCGUCUCACAACACCUACCUGAUGGAAGACCAGCUGAAAGGGCCCAGCAGCACAGAGGCCUACAUAAAAGCACUAAUGAAGAGCUGCCGCUGUGUGGAGCUCGACUGUUGGGAUGGACCCGACGGGGAGCCGGUUAUCUAUCACGGCUACACGCUCACCUCCAAAGUGCUCUUCAAAGACGUCAUCAAAGCCAUUAAGGAUUUCGCCUUCAAAAAAUCCCAGUAUCCUGUGGUGUUAUCCUUGGAGAACCACUGCACAGUGGAGCAACAGAAGGUCAUGACCCGUCACUUGACUUCCAUCCUGGGGGACGCUCUGGUCACGAAGCCUCUGGGCGACACCAUGCCCACCAACUUCCCCUCACCUAAGGAACUCAAGGGGAGGUUUAUCGUUAAGGGGAAACGACUGAACAAACUGGAUGCCUUCUACUCCAAAAACAACACCGUACUGGAGGAGUCCGUGUCUGAGGAGGACGAAGCCGCAGAAUGCAAGGAGAAUGGUCAGAAGGCAAAGGCAAAGAAAGCGAACAUCAAACUGGCCAAAGAGCUCUCCGACAUCGUGGUGUACUGCAAGAGCGUCCACUUUAACGGCUUUGAAGACGCCAGAGACAAGAAGGCCUUCUAUGAAAUGUCCUCCUUUGAAGAGAGUAAAGCCCUGUACCUGGCUGAGACCUCAGCCUCAGCCUUCAUCCAUCACAACAUGGACAAACUCAGUAGGAUCUAUCCGGCCGGCUCCAGGGUGCACUCCUCCAACUACAACCCGGUCCCCUUUUGGAAUGUGGGUUGCCAGAUCGUGGCGCUGAACUUCCAGACUCCUUGCAAGGAGAUGCACCUCAACCAGGGCAGGUUCUUGCCCAACGGAUUUUGCGGCUACAUCUUGAAACCCGAAUUCCUGAGGAACCCGUCGUCUCAGUUCAAUCCCAACGACAAGAAGACCUUCAAAAAUAAGAAGACCUUUCAUGUCAUGGUGAUUUCAGCUCAGCAGUUACCCAAAAUCAAUCAAGAUAAAGCCAAGUCCAUCGUUGACCCUCUGGUGAAAGUUGAGAUCUACGGAGUCCCGGCAGACAACGCCAGCAAGGAAACCAAGUACAUUACAAACAACGGCUUCAACCCCAUGUGGAACGAGAGGUUCGAGUUUACUAUCCACGCUCUAGAGCUGGCCAUGGUGCGGUUUGUAGUGAUGGACUACGACACGACAUCCCAGAAUGAUCUGGUGGGGCAGUACUGUUUGCCCCUCACAAGCAUACAGAACGGAUAUCGCCACGUCCCGCUGCUCACCAAGAGGAAUGAUGUCAUCUCCUCGGCCGGACUGUUUGUGCAUCUCAUGCUCAUGGAUGCUUAGUCGUCUCAUUUGUGGAAAAUCUGUUUUUAGGAUCCUGAUUUUUGCAAACGAUUAUAAAUCGAUGUCAUCUUUUAAAGCGAGAAACCUCUUUGAGGAGGAACCCGUUUGUUCACCAGUUUAGUGUUGCUAAGAGCGUCUGCCACGUUAAAGUCCCACUCCAAUCAUCUUUUGAUCUUUUGCUAAAGCACUCUCAGUGGCUCCUUUAAUUAUAAUUAUGCCCCUUUCAGACUAAAUUAAAUUUGUGGAUAAAUAAGUAAGUAGAUAGCUAAUGUAAUGUAACUUAACUUUACAUUACCGGUGCAACAAAGAUGCUAGCUAGCUAGCAUCUUUGUUGCCUAACUGCAUUUUUUCGUCUGCUCCUGAUUCACAACAAUUUGAAUCAAGAAAUUCAAUUUUAAGCUUAAUUUUCUUCAUAUAAUAAUAAAAAAAAUGCCACAAGAACAUGUUAAAAACAGCAAAGUGGGACUUCAAAAAUGUUUUUUUUUAGCUUCAGCUAAUAAACUGGAACAACAGUGAAAACUAAUGUGAGAGGAAAAGACAUUUUUAAGUUUAUUUAAUAUUUUCUGACCCUUUGAUGUUGAUGUACUGUAAACCAUUAUCUAACAUGAAAGUAUUAAGUUAGUUUUUUAUAGAACAAACCUUGAUUUAUGUUUUCUCAGCAUCAUGCCAUAUCGAUGUCGGCCACAGGAGACAGUAGCUGAUUGUUUCGAUUGAUUCAAGAGUUUUUGUUUGUACUGUUUGCAAUGCAUUAUCCUGCAGUUUUAGCUGCUUUUUAACAGACUAAAAUUCAUUCAUUGAUUCAUGUUGACAUGAGGAGCAAACAAUAGAUCCAAGUUAAAGGGAAACGCUCGUGUUUACUGGCUGUUUGACCACACCUUUGUGUACGUCUUUGUGUUGACAGCUUGCAGCUGCAUUUGCACUAGUUCUCAAAUAAAGCAGCCAUUCAUUCAAAACA